Cricetulus griseus (Chinese hamster) is the source of this 1461-nucleotide messenger RNA. The record is from RefSeq and is a predicted model, not a curated record. Lineage: Eukaryota; Metazoa; Chordata; Mammalia; Rodentia; Cricetidae.
AUGUCAGAAGCUGAGGCAAAUGUUGGGAUGGCCUGCAAUGCUGGGCCUGAUGAGAAGAAGUUGAAGUUGCAAGUGUUGUAGGACAUAGCCAACUGCCUAAGAAUCCAUUCCAUCAGGGCCACAAGUACCUCCACCACUAGAGACAAAAGAGAUUGGGAAGACUUGGUAGAUGUGGCAAAGAGGAUUUCAUCCAGUGGGAUAGGAGGGGGACUACCAUUUGUUAAUGUGGCAACAAAAUGGUCUGGGCAAAGACUAGGGGCUGCCUGUGGGAUGGCAUAUACUGGCAAGUACCUUGACCAAGCCAGCCCCAGAAGGGUCCUAACUGUUUCUUUCUACCAAGUGUUCUGUCUUCUGGGUGACGGGAAGUCCACAGGAGGCUCUGUCUGGGAGACAUUGGCCUGUACAUCCUGCUACAAUCUGAACAAUCUCAUAACAAUCUUUGAUAUGAACCGCAUUGGACACAGUGACUCCAUGUCAGUUGAGCACUGCAGCUACCAGAAGCGUUGGGAAGCCUUUGGGUGGACUUAUGUGGUGGAUGGCCAUGACUUGAAGACCCUAUGUCAUGUGUUCUCCCAGGCAGCUCAAGUGAGAGGCAAGCCCAGGGCUGUGGUUGUUAAGAUCUUCAAGGCCCGAGGCAUGCCAAAUGUUGAGGAUGCAGAAAGUUGGUAUGGAAGGCCAAUGCCAAAAGAAAGAGCAGAUGAAAUUAUUAAAUUAAUUGAGAGCCAGAUACAGACCAACAGGAUUCUUGUACCACCACCCCCUAUUGAGGACUUAUCUCAAAUCAACAUCAUGGAUAUAAAUAUGACCUCACCCCCUGUUUACAUAGCUGAUGACAUGGUGUCUACUCAAAAAACAUGUAGUUUGUCUCUAACUAAACUAGGCCAUGAAAAUGACAGAGUUAUUGUGCUGGACGGUGAUACCAAGAACUCCAACUUUUCUGACAUAUUCAAGAAAGAACCCCCAGAGAGAUUCAUCCAGUGUUAUAUUGCUGAACAAAACAUGGUGAACAUGGCUCUGAGCUGUGCCACCCGUGAUGACAACCCCUACCACAUGGCCCUGUAAGACCUAGCCAUGUUCAGAGCAAUUCCCAACUGUUUCUAUCCAAGUAAUGCCAUCUCCAAAAAGUAUGCUGUUUAUUUGGCAGCCAAUACUGAGGAAAUGUGUUUCAUUCGUACCAGACAAGCAGAAACAUUUCAGAUUGGACAGGCCAAGGUUGUCUGCCACAGUGAAAAUGACAAGGUCACAAUUAUUGGAGCAGGACUCACUCUGCAGGAAGCCCUACUGGCUGCUGAUGAGCUCUCUAAAGAAGCUGUCUCUAUCCAUGUCAUUGACUUAUUUACCAUUAAACUUCUGGACACUGUCACCAUCAUUUCUAAUGCAAAAGCCACAUCUGGCCGAAUUAUCACUGUGGAGGAACACUACCCAGAAGGUGUGUUUGAUGCUUUGGGUAUGGUCUUAUAA